Molecule: messenger RNA, 2361 nt
Organism: Anoplophora glabripennis (Asian longhorned beetle)
Lineage: Eukaryota; Metazoa; Arthropoda; Insecta; Coleoptera; Cerambycidae
Gene: su(f)
Product: protein suppressor of forked
Exons: 13
Coding region: 128-2260 (710 amino acids)
Biological process (GO): mRNA 3'-end processing
Cellular component (GO): nucleus
Molecular function (GO): protein binding; mRNA binding
Source: RefSeq, a predicted model, not a curated record
CAGGGCUUUGGUUGGCAUUUUGGCGUUGGCAUUUCGUUUCGUUUAGUAUUAGUGAUAAAAGCAGCAAAACUAAUAAAAUUGACCGCCGGAAUUAAUUAUUCCAAUUAUUCUCAUUCAGGGAUAUAAAAUGACGGAGGAACGGUUGCAUAUUGACUGGGGCAAUGAUAAGUUGCACCGUACACAGAAGCAAGUAGAACGAAACCCAUACGACUUGGAAGCAUGGUCCAUUUUGUUACGAGAAGCUCAAACAAAGCACAUAUCUGAAGUGCGAGCACUGUAUGAACACUUAAUUGGUAUAUUUCCGAGUGCUUCGAGAUACUGGAGAAUUUAUAUUGAACACGAGAUGAAGUCAAGAAACUUUGAGAAGGUUGAAAAGCUUUUUCAAAGAUGUUUAAUGAAGAUUUUAAACAUUGAGUUAUGGAAAUUAUAUCUGACGUAUGUUAAAGAAACUAAGGCCUCUCUGCCCACGUACAAGGAAAAAAUGGCCCAGGCGUACGAUUUUGCGUUAGACCGUAUAGGAAUGGACAUUCACUCGUAUUCAAUUUGGAACGAUUACGUCAAUUUCUUAAAAGGCGUAGAAGCUAUAGGUUCCUACGCCGAGAACCAAAAAAUCUCAGCGGUGAGGAAAGUCUAUCAGCGGGGUAUAAUCAAUCCCAUGACGGGAAUGGAAACGUUUUGGAAGGAUUACAUUGCGUUCGAACAGGCAAUUAAUCCCAUAAUUGCCGAAAAGAUGAGCAUAGAAAGGAGUAGGGAUUAUAUGAACGCUCGGAGGGUGGCGAAAGAACUUGAGGUGCAGAUAAGGGGUAUAAAUAGGAACGCCCCUAGUAUACCUCCCAGCGGAACCCCAGAGGAACGAAAACAGGUUGAACUGUGGCAGAAGUAUAUAGCUUGGGAAAAAAGCAACCCCCUAAGGACUGAGGAUACCGCGUUGUUGACGAAGAGAGUAGUUUUCGCUCUGGAACAGUGCUUGCUUUGUCUCGGACACCAUCCAGACAUUUGGUAUCAGGCGGCACAAUUUUUGGAGUACAGUUGUAAAAUCUUGGCCGAAAAAGGGGACGUUAAUGCUUCGAAAUUAUUCAGCGAAGAAGCAGCGAAUAUGUUUGAACGGGCCACGAGUACGCUGUUGAGCAAAAACAUGCUCUUGUACUUUGCAUACGCCGACUAUGAAGAAGGAAGACUGAAAUAUGAAAAAGUGCAUCAGAUCUACAAUAAAUAUCUGGAAAUUAAAGACAUCGACCCGACAUUGGCGUACAUUCAAUACAUGAAAUUCGCCAGAAGGGCCGAGGGUAUAAAAUCGGCGAGGGCCGUCUUUAAGAAAGCCAGAGAGGACAACCGGUCUAAAUAUCACUUAUUCGUGUGCGCCGCUCUCAUGGAAUAUUACUGUAGUAAAGAUAAGAACAUCGCUUUCAGGAUUUUCGAACUGGGACUGAAGAAGUUCGGAGCCAUACCCGAGUAUAUCACGUGUUAUAUCGACUAUUUGUCGCAUCUAAACGAGGAUAACAACACUAGGGUCCUCUUCGAAAGGGUGUUGUCUUCCGGGAGCUUGGAACCUGAAAAAUCAGUGGAUAUUUGGAACAGAUUUUUGGAAUUCGAGUGCAAUAUCGGCGAUCUCCAAUCUAUAGUGAAAGUGGAGAAGCGUAGGUCGGAAGUUCUGUCGAAAAUUAAGGAAUUUGAAGGGAAAGAAACAGCGCAACUUGUGGACAGAUACAGAUUUUUGGAUUUGUUCCCGUGUACUCCGCAAGAGUUGAAAAGUAUAGGGUAUACGGAAGUUAUAAAUAUAACGGGAGCCGGGAGGAACCACAUUUUGCAAUCUAUAAUAGAGAGUGAUAACGAGUUACCUUUGCCGCUUCCCGAUUAUUCUCAGAUGAUACCUUAUAAACCAAAGUCAAAUGCAUUGCCGGGAGAACAUCCCGUCUCAGGCGGGACUUUCCCGCAACCACCGGCUGCCGCUCACCUCUGUACGCUUCUUCCGCCUCCUCAUUGCUUCCGGGGACCGUUUGUACACAUUGACAUACUCAUGGAUAUUUUCAUCAGGAUACACCUACCCGAAAAUUUCCCUCCUCCGUCAGAAAACGGUGGUGACGUCCGCCUUUUCGACCUCGCCAAGUCCGUCCACUGGAUAGUGGAGGAGGGCGGGGGUAUAGGACUGAAAAGGAGAAAGAGGAUCGGUUUGGGACUGGACGGAUCGGACGACGAAGACAUGCCUCUCCCGCCUUCCAAUGACAUUUAUCGACAGAGACAACAAAAGAGAGUUAAAUAGUAUUUUUAUUGUAUUAUUCCCCUUAUUCGUAUUUUGUAGCAUCGUAUUUCCAUAAAUAUCAUAUUUGUACUUUAGCUAGAAUAUAUUCUAUUACAAUUUUU